This is a messenger RNA of Chilo suppressalis (striped riceborer), 1874 nucleotides long. Lineage: Eukaryota; Metazoa; Arthropoda; Insecta; Lepidoptera; Crambidae. The record is from the annotation of a GenBank genome assembly.
CGGAAUUCGAAUAAUCAUAUUUGUUGAUAGUCGGCAAGUGGAUUGUUUUCAAAGAAUUCCUUUUAUUCUUUUAUAUUCUCUGUGCAGUUGAACUUCAAUCGUGAAUAGAAAACUUUACACAUCAUUUUGCAACACACGAUUACCUAUAGAACAUAAUAAAUUGAUUCCUACACAGACUGUACAAAUUAUAACCUUAAAAUGUCUGAUGAUGAAGAUGUUAUUUUGAUAAAGAAGAGCAAGCAGGUCCAUUAUGGAUCUCUGGAAGAGCAAGAAAAGGCUCGGCUUGCGGCCCUGGCCGCCGCCGCCGCCCGCGAGGAUGGCGAGGACUCAGGCGGAAAAGAAUUAGGAGACAUUCAAAUCUCAAAUGAAUACAUGGAUCUAGAAGAUGAAAUGUCGAAGGACAAGAAGGCCUUAUUAGAAGAGUUUGAAAGAAGACGCAAAGCUCGGCAGCUUAACGUAUCCACAGAUGAUGAUGAGGUCCGGAGAAGUUUGAGGCAAUUGGGAGAGCCGGUGUGCCUGUUCGGUGAGGGCCCCGCUGAGAGAAGAGUGCGUUUGAGGGAUCUGCUGAGCUACCUCGGUGAAGAUGCGAUCCACAAGAAGAUGGAAGAAGAAGAGGCUCGCAUGGAGAGGGACCGAGGCAGGGAGGGCACCUGGUACCACGAGGGCCCGCCCCAGUUGAGGGAUGCCAGGCUGUGGAUAGCGAAGUACUCGUUGCCACGGGCCAAGGAGAGAUUGAACAAGGCUCGCGAGGACUUGAAGCAGGCAGGCAGCGUCCGAGCCGCUGCAAAGCAAGAAUCUCAAAGACGUGCGGCCGCUAUGUCAAUAUAUUGCAGUCAGAUCGGGGACACGCGGCCCAUAAGUUUUUGCAGAUUCAGUAGCGACAGUAAAAUGUUAAUCACCUCAAGUUGGUCGGGCCUCAGUAAAGUGUGGUCAGUACCAGAAUGCACUCCCCUGCAAGUGUUGAAAGGACAUUCUUGCAAUGUGAGCGCAGCUACAUUCCAUCCUAAGGCUCAAAUACCCCACCAUUUUCUAGAUAAGAUAAACAGUUCCAAAGACGAAGAAACACAGAGCAGCGAGCCGAUGGACACUAACGACGGGUCUGCCUGCACUAUGGCCUCGUGUGCUUACGACGGGUCCGUCUAUCUAUGGAACUUUAAUAGCGAAGCCCCUAUAGCCUCGUUAGAAGGCCACGGUCCCUCGAGGGUGGCUCGAGUAGAGUUCCACCCUUCAGGUCGAUUCCUGGCGGCUUCGGUCUUCGACCAUUCCUGGAGGCUGUGGGACCUGGAGACGGCAACGGAAGUGUUACAUCAAGAGGGGCACGCGAAACCAGUUUAUAGCAUAGCUUUCCAAGGAGACGGGUCUUUAGCUGUCACCGGUGGUAUGGACGCCUUCGGUCGCGUAUGGGAUUUACGCACCGGCCGUUGCGUAAUGUUCCUCGAAGGGCACCUGGGGCCGGUGUUAGGGGCAGACUGGGGCAACGGACACACACUAGCUACUGCCGCUGCCGACCAUCAGGCGAAGAUUUGGGAUUUACGCCAGCGUUCCAUUCUAUACACGAUACCGGCGCACACGCAUCUCAUAAGUGACGUCAGAUACCAACGCAGCCACGGGCAUUUCCUAGUGACUGGCUCCUACGACCGUUCCGCCAAACUGUGGGCCAGCCCCGCCUGGCAUCCUCUGCGAACGCUAGCGGGGCACGAUAAUAAGGUAAUGAGCGUGGACAUAUCGUACGACAACAAGUACAUAGCGACGUGCUCCUUCGACAGGACGUUCAAGUUGUGGGCACCAGAUCUCUCCUAACGACAUUUAUAAAUAAUAAAUAAACAAUUAUAUUAUUAUGUUAUUUAAGUGUAGUUUAAUGCAAUAAAAAAAUA